ACCCAUUCAUCCAUCAUGGCUCGCCACGAUAAGAUGCACUUCCAAUGUCUCACUCCGGUGGCAAUAGCGUUAUUCUUUGUCGCAUUCAGCAAAACAAAUGGAGCAAGUGUAGCUGUGGAUUCGAAAGAGCCAAACACUGAAACAGGCAACGAUUCGAUUUCAAGCGGAUUCGUUGACGAGAAACUGGAUCCUCGCACCAGUGAUGGCAUUGAAUAUUCCGGACGGAGUUAUGGAGGAUACGUUUCUGAUUAUGGCGUUACAUCAAAACCCAUUACAAACUACGGAUCUGCUUAUUCCGGAUCUGCUUAUUCUGGAACAGGAAACUAUGGCAGCGGCUCCUCUUACGCCAUGCCGGCUAGUAAUUACGGAUCCGGGACGAAGGGAGCUUACAAUGCGGGAAUCUCUUACGGAUCCUCCUAUAGUGCGGCUAACCAGGGACUCUCUGGUACACCUUAUGGAUUUGGAAGUUAUGGUGUCGGAUCUUCUUACACAGGCCCAUCUUAUGGAAGCUCAUCUUACGGCGUUACCCCUGCUUACGGCGUUACCCCUGCUUACGGCGUUACCCCUGCUUACGGCGUUACCCCUGCUUACGGCGUUACCCCUGCUUACGGCGUUACCCCUGCUUACGGCGUUACCCCUGCUUACGGAUACGGGUCUGGCUCCUCCUACAACAUUCCGGCCUACGGCGCACCAUCUUAUGGAAAUAACGUCGGAUCCUCUUACGGCAGCUAUGGCGCUUUUCCCCAUUCCGCGCAUGGCAAUAACAUGAACCUGCUCGGCUCUUCCUAUGGAAACAGCUACAGUGGAUCGAAUUACGGACCUGGAAGCUACGGUAUGAAUGCUGGAUCGUAUGGUGGAGUUAGUUAUGGCGUUCCAUCUUCCCCCUACUCGUCCUACGCCGGUCCAAUGGGUUCAUCUUCGCUGUAUGAUGAAAACUACGGUGGGGCAUCCUAUGGAAACUACGGUGGAUCGUCUUAUGGAAACUACGGUAGCAAUUCUUACGGUGGAAUGACGAACGGAGCCUACGGUGCUGGACAGGGAGUCAAUACCUACUCAAACGUGAAUGGUGGAUACAAUAGGAAUCCUUUUAGAUAUGGCAACAAUGCAGUCUACUAAAACGCUCCACGAAUGUUGUUUACCUUUUUCAGCUCAAAAUUGUUGCUUGUUAUUACUGUCUAAAUUCAGAUAAAACAGAUUUUCACCU
This is a messenger RNA of Daphnia carinata, 1204 nucleotides long. RefSeq names its product shematrin-like protein 1. The coding region runs from base 16 to 1116 and encodes 366 amino acids. The record is from RefSeq and is a predicted model, not a curated record. The transcript is spliced from 3 exons. NCBI's taxonomy places the organism in Eukaryota, Metazoa, Arthropoda, Branchiopoda, Diplostraca, Daphniidae.